Staurois parvus is the source of this 347-nucleotide messenger RNA. Lineage: Eukaryota; Metazoa; Chordata; Amphibia; Anura; Ranidae. The record is from the annotation of a GenBank genome assembly.
GUGCCCCCAGUGCCGCGCACCCAAUGAUCUCUGUGAUCGCCUACAGACACAGCUGAUCACAGGAUGAGAGCAGAUCAGUUCUGAUCAUCAGGGCACUGAUGAUCAGUGCCCUGAUGAUCAGUUCCUUGCAGUGCCACCCACCAGUGCCCAGCAGUGCCACCCAUCAGUGCUGCCCAGAAGUUGCGCCCAGCAGUGCCGCCCAUCAACGCCGCCAGUGCUGUCAGUGUCAUCAGUCAGCGUCGCCCGUCAGUGUCGCCCAUCAGUGCCCAUCAGUUGUGCCUAUCAGUGUCCAUCAGUGCUGCAUAUCAGUGCAGCAUCAUCAGUGCCUACUCAUCAAUGCCCACCAG